Messenger RNA from Neoarius graeffei (lesser salmon catfish), 2423 nucleotides. It is a transcript of the gene prkab2, whose product is annotated as protein kinase, AMP-activated, beta 2 non-catalytic subunit. The record is from RefSeq and is a predicted model, not a curated record. Gene Ontology annotation, cellular component: nucleotide-activated protein kinase complex; nucleus; cytoplasm. Gene Ontology annotation, molecular function: protein kinase binding. NCBI's taxonomy places the organism in Eukaryota, Metazoa, Chordata, Actinopteri, Siluriformes, Ariidae. Gene Ontology annotation, biological process: signal transduction. The coding region runs from base 319 to 1119 and encodes 266 amino acids. The transcript has 9 exons.
GACCCUCCUCCUUGACAACGUGCAAAGAUGUAAAUGAUGAUUGGUGAGGAUCAAACUUGUAGUGCUGCCAGUGUCCGGAUCAAAACAUGGUCUUGCAUGAUGGGAAGUGAAGCCAUAUUUGUUGAUUUGAUUCUCGCACUCUGAUUGGCUGAGCCGGACCAUGUGACCACGCUGUGGCAGGCAGUAAAGACGCAGUUGGUGGUUGUUGCAGACUUUCACUUGGUUUUCAUAAAAUGCCACAGAAGAAGAAACGAAAACUUUCCGUGGACCAAAUAUAAAGUCUGUUUUCUGCAGGUGGAGGUGUCUCUGUGUUGAGCUAUGGGCAAUACUAGUGACCGUGUAGCUGCAGAUCGCCAUGGACCAAAAGCCCAUCGGGCCGAUGGUGGUGCCCAUAAAGACCAUGAACCCAGCAAGAUGGUGGACAGCACGGAUGAUCCGAACAUUUUUAACACACAUGGCCCUGAAGUAAAGGCUCCAGCAGAGAAGGAUUUGCCUCCAGAUUUAAAUGACUUUGUGAAGACGGGCCCACAGGACCGUCCAACUGUGAUCCGCUGGGCAGGAGGGGGGAAAGACGUCUACAUCUCUGGCUCCUUCGAUAACUGGAGCACCAAAAUCCCACUUAAUAAAAGCCAUAAUGACUUUGUUGCGAUUCUGGACUUGCCUGAAGGAGAGCAUCAGUACAAGUUCUUUGUUGAUGGCCAGUGGCUUCAUGACCCUUCGAAGCCGGUUGUGACCAGUCAGAUGGGAACCAUCAACAAUCUGAUUGAGGUGAAGAAAUCUGACUUUGAGGUGUUUGAUGCGCUGCAGGUGGACUCGCUCGAGUGCUCCGACACUUCUGAUCUGUCCAGCUCUCCUCCUGGUCCUUACGGACAGGAAGUCUACAUGUUCCGACCAGAGGAGCGCUUCAAAGCCCCGCCCAUUCUUCCUCCUCACCUCCUCCAAGUCAUCCUCAAUAAAGACACAAACGUUUCAUGUGAUCCUGCUCUGCUGCCUGAACCUAACCACGUCAUGCUCAACCAUCUUUAUGCACUCUCAAUAAAGGAUGGUGUGAUGGUCCUCAGUGCGACUCAUAGGUAUAAGAAGAAAUACGUCACCUCUCUGCUGUAUAAGCCCAUCUGAAAUCUGAUGUCUCUCUGUUGUACUCCUGCUCCAGCUAGAUGAUAUCGUACUACACACCCAGCUUGUAGUGAUUCUGAUGGCCGCUGUCUCUCACGCUCACAGUAAUGGUGUGUGUGUAUAUGUAUGUGCACGCGUCCUCACCACUGUAUGAUCAGGACUACUGAACUGUACUUCGCACCUAGUGAUUGCAAUCAUGAGUUGUUGGGGUUUUUUUCUUUUUAACCCUCCCCAAGGCUAAAAUAGUUUUGGUGUUUUUAAAGAGCACUGAAGCGCAUUUGGCAUGUUUUAAAAUAGCAUCACAUUAAAGUGUUGAAUUAUGAAUGAGGUGUUAUUUUAGAGUUUCCAGUGUUUUGUUUUAUUUAUUUAUCUGAUAAUCGCAUGGCUUUAUAAAGCAUCUGCUUGUAGGAUAUUAAAAAAAAAAAAGCUUUGAGGAUGUACUUGGAUUAAAUCGUAGGAUCAAGACUGAACAGGUUGAGGGAUUUUCUGCCUGGCCCAAGGCGGAGAUAUAGUUUAAAAAAUAAACUCAAGAUUUGAAUUGGCUCCCCCCCAGUGGUUUGCAUUAGUCAUGCUGUCAAAUCAAAAACAUUCAGUCACUGAUGCAAUAUGAACUUUAUUAAGGAUGCUUGGAAUGAUGGUGUAUGUGUGAGAGACCACAUGCAUGCUUGUUGCCUUUCACUGCAAUUGUGUACGCACUUUAAUCAUAUAUUCACUGUGACAGGUUCAGAUGGAACGCUUUUUUUCAGUUCCUAAGCUAUGCAGUUGACAAAUCUGGAAAAUCUUGUACUGUAGGAUCCAGAACACGCACAAUACGCUCUUCGAUACAAUAGCUGAGUAAAAUGUUAUGUAUUAGUGUGUAUUGUAUUGGUAAUUUUUGCCAUUGUAUGUAUUAUGAUGUUGGUUUAUUGCAUUUGUAGCAAGAUGAUCCGGAUGUGUUAGUGGCUGUUGAGGCUGAAGGCUUUAAUGUAAAAGCCAUGUGGCUUUCGGUAGAGGUCACGGUUUUGGUUUUUUGCAGGUUUUUAUAUGAAGUUUGAUGUGUAUUGAGAUAUUCAUAGUGUUUUAAAUUAGAUGAAGCUGUUUGAUGCUUAUUCCCUCCAAAGAUUGGAAUGUCGUGGAAUGCUGUAGUCUGUAUGGACAAAUGUAUUACAAAAUGAAAAGAAGGUUGAAGUUACAAUAGUUUGUGAGGUGUGCUGUUUUUGAAAUGGAAUAUAAACACUUGAAUUUAGCCUGGAUGUUUUGUUUGUAAAGUAGUGCAGCAUAUUGUUAAGCUAUGCUGUUUCUGGUAAAUAAAAAGCAAUACUGCAUGA